AUGCAUGCAAAUAUCAGAAGUUUAGUUAACAAAACAGAAGAUCUAACUGAUUUAUUGAACAGUUUUUCUUUUAAAUUUAAUUUAGUUGGGAUAACUGAAAGCUGGCUGAAUGAAGUUAGCAAGAAUCUCAUCAAUAUCUGUGGAUAUGACUACGUUGGUAGAAAUCGUACAGGUCGACACGGUGGUGGAGUGGGAUUUUACGUAGAUUGCAACUGUGUGUAUAAAGUUAAAGACGACUUGAAUAACCUGGGUAAUGUGGACUUUGAAACAUUUUCAAUUGAAGUCUGUAAUAAAAAUUCACGCAACAAAAAUAAAAAUAUGGUGAUAAUAGUAUCUUAUCGCCCUCCUUCACAAGACCCAAAAAUCUACUUGAACCAGUUGGAAAAAAUCCUUCAUGCAGUAAAUAAUGAAAAUAAAUAUAUUUGUUUAAUGGGAGAUUUCAACAUUGAUAUCUCAAAUUUAAAUAGAGAUGUGAACAAAACAAACUUGAUCCAUCUUAUGACUUGUUACAAUCUUGCACCAUUAAUCACUACACCAACCAGAAGUUGCAUCAAUAAAAGGUCGGUCAUUGAUAAUAUCUUCGUAAAUUUUUCUCAAUUUGUGAAGCUAAGUGGAAGUUUGACAUGCGAUUUAUCAGAUCACCUACCAAUAUUAGCCUCAUUUAACAUCAAGAUGAAAAGAAACAUCAGUUGUUCUCAGCCUGAAAUGAAAUUCUCAUAUUCAAAAAACUUGAAUUGCUGUUUGCUAAACUAUGACUGGAAUGAAGUGCUUGAUUGCAAUGAUGUUGAUGCAGCAUUUGAAAAGUUUACAGGAUCUUUUCAGUCAUGUCUUUUUAAUUCCUGCUUAAUAUCUUCAGAAAAAAAGAAAAGAAUGUUAUCAAAACAAAAACCAUGGAUUACAAAAGAUAUUAAAAAGCUAAUAAAAAAUAAAAAUAAGUUGUUCAAAGUCUAUUUAAAGAAUCCAUCUCAAUUCAGAUAUGAAAAAUUUAGAGAAGUGUGCAAGUUAUGUAAUACCAUGAAAAAUAAAUCAAAAAGACAGUACUACAACGAAUUAGUUGAGCGUCAUAAAACUGAUAUUAAAAAAACAUGGUGCAUCAUAAAUGAAGUAAUAAAUAAACGUGUAAAUAGAUUAAAAAAUAUUAAAAUAACAAUGAAUGAUGAAAUAGUUGAAAAUCCUGAAAAUCAACUCAACCAAAACUUCAUCGACACAGCAAUCAACCUGUCCAAAUCAUUUCAACACAACAAUAACUGGAAGUCAUAUCUACGCAACAAAAUUUCAAACUCAUUUUUUUGUUUAUAUGCCUCCAAAAACGAGAUCAUUUCAACAACUCAGUCGUUAACUCCAAAGUCUUCAAGUAGUUGGGACAAUAUACCCGCAAAAGUCGUAAUUUCAACAAUUCAUUCCACAGUGAUGGUUCUUGAGUAUCUAAUCAACCUGUCAUUUGCCGCCGGGAAAUUUCCCAAGAUCAGUAAAUAUUACACAGCCAUUUUUGUUUUCAAGCAACUGUCCAUAAAGCUUCCUCCAACGUUUGACGAAUAUUUCAAAGCAGUCAACAACCCUAGACGUGUCAAUUAUCUGAUGAGCAACAAGUCGCGAACAAAUCUGUUGCAUUCUCAUGUUGUCUGUAGAGGGCCAAGGAUUUGGAAUGACAUUUUACAAAAUGAUUUUUCUUUCAACGGAACAUCACUUACUAUGUUCAAAAAGAAUUAA
This is a messenger RNA of Helobdella robusta, 1710 nucleotides long. RefSeq lists its product as hypothetical. The coding region runs from base 1 to 1710 and encodes 569 amino acids. The transcript has 2 exons. The record is from RefSeq and is a predicted model, not a curated record. Gene Ontology annotation, molecular function: catalytic activity. NCBI's taxonomy places the organism in Eukaryota, Metazoa, Annelida, Clitellata, Rhynchobdellida, Glossiphoniidae.